This is a messenger RNA of Clupea harengus (Atlantic herring), 3387 nucleotides long. Its product is annotated as golgin subfamily A member 6-like protein 22. The coding region runs from base 1 to 3207 and encodes 1068 amino acids. The record is from RefSeq and is a predicted model, not a curated record. Lineage: Eukaryota; Metazoa; Chordata; Actinopteri; Clupeiformes; Clupeidae. The transcript is spliced from 13 exons.
AUGGAUGCAAACAAUGACGAUAAUCUGUUAAGGAGUCAGGAGGAGGAGAGAAUGAGAGCUCUGGAAUUAGAAAAGAGGAACAGAGUGACAGACGAACACCUAACAGACAUCUGGACAGAAGCAGUGAAUUUAGAAGUGACAUACUCAGAUGAUGAGGACUGGAUAGACUCUGAACGUGAUAAUGAAAUCAAGAUCCAGACAGAUGAGAAGCAGCAGGACCUUGAGAGUGAGUUGGAGGAGAGCAUUGAUAAAGAACUGAGCCAUGGAGAGCACAGUGACAUAGAGAAUAAACUGGCAGAGAAAGAGGUUGAGAGAAGCCCAACUUCUAUGGCGGAGCAGUCUGGAAAAUCAUCAGUCCAAGAUGAAGAAAAUAUGGCAUCACAAACCCUACCUCCACGACAGGAUAAACUCACAGAUUCAGUGGAUGGGGAUCCCUUCUGUGAAAAGCAGGAAUAUUCAGAUUAUGACGGUGGGACGGAGUCUGAGAAGUUGAACAAUGAAGGUAAGAUCCAGAAAGGUGAAGAGAUCCAGACGGAGGAGGACAUUGACCACAAGUCUGAGGAGGACAGCAUAGUCGAAGAACUGAGCCAAGAUGAUCAGAGUGACAUUGACAUUGAGGCGGUACAUUUAGUGGAGGUUGAAAGCAACAUCAGCAGCUUCACCAAUAUGAGGAAACCAGCGGCAUGUGCAGCAGUCCAUGAGGACCAGUCUGGGCAACAGUCAGCAAAGCCAAAAGACAUGGCAAAGGGACAGAAGGAUGGUGAUAUGAAGGCAGAAAUAUUGAGGGUGGAAGAACAAGGGAAGAGAGUUCAAGAAAACAGCCAGAAGCAUAAGACAAAACAGGAGCAAGAGACAAUGGAGUUAAAUAUAGGCAGAGAAAGAAUGGAAGAAGAGAUAAAGAUGAUGGAUGCAGAACAUGAUAAAGCCAAUAUGUCAAGGAGACUGGAAGAGAAGAGUAUGAGUGCUCUGGAAGAAGAAGAGGAGAAGAGGAGGGUAGAGGAGGAAGUUGAGACAGAGAUGGUGAAAGGACAUCCCUCCCCUGCAGAGAAGUUAGAGUCUGAUGAUAAAGUCUUGAGAGUCCCAGAAGAAUGUGAAAAAGAAGGAAAGAAAGGCAGGAAUAAAGGCAAGGAGAUCCUGACGGAGGACAAAGAACCUAUGAUGAAGCCCGAAAAGACAGCACAUGCAAGUUCAGAGAAUAUUCUACUGAAGUCACCUUUACAAGGAGAUCACCUCUCUCCCAUCGUGGAAAAGGUGACGUCAAAACCUUUGCCACCAUUACAAGACAUGUGCAAGCAUCAGCUAGAUGAUGGUUCUAAUGCAGCAAUGGAUGAGGAAUGCAUGAGGAAGCAAAAGAAAAAGGCAAAAGACACAAGAAAAAGAAACAUACAGGCUGAAAAAAGGAAAUACAACGAGGUAAAAAGAUUGGAAAUGGACCGGGACGCAACGGAGAAAGAGAAAGAGAAGAUGGUUGAAGAAAAAAAGAAAGCCGAGCUGAUUAGGAAACUGGAGGAGGAGAGACUGAAGGCUUUGGCAGAAGUGACAGAAACAGACAAGGCAAAGGAACAGAAGGAUGGUGAUAUGAAGGCAGAAAUAUUGAGGGUGGAAGAACAAGGGAAGAGAGUUCAAGAAAACAGCCAGAAGCAUAACACAGAACAGGAGCAAGAGACAAUGAAGUUAAAUAUGGGCAGAGAGAGAAUGGAAGAAGAGAUAAAGAUGAUGGAUGCAGAACAUGAUAAAGCCAAUAUGUCAAGGAGACUGGAAGAGAAGAGUAUGAGUGCUCUGGAAGAAGAAGAGGAGAAGAGGAGGGUAGAGGAGGAAGUUGAGACAGAGAUGGUGAAAGGACAUCCCUCCCCUGCAGAAAAGUUAGAGUCUGAUGAUAAAGUCUUGAGAGUUCCUGAAGAAUGUGAAAAAGAAGGAAAGAAAGGCAGGAAUAAAGACAAGGAGAUCCUGACGGAGGACAAAGAACCUAUGAUGAAGCCCGAAAAGACAGCACAUGCAAGUUCAGAGAAUAUUCUACUGAAGUCACCUUUACAAGGAGAUCACCUCUCUCCCAUCGUGGAAAAGGUGACGUCAAAACCUUUGGCACCAUUACAAGACAUGUGCAAGCAUCAGCUAGAUGAUGGUUCUAAUGCAGCAAUGGAUGAGGAAUGCAUGAGGAAGCAAAAGAAAAAGGCAAAAGACACAAGAAAAAGAAACAUACAGGCUGAAAAAAGGAAAUACAACGAGGUAAAAAGAUUGGAAAUGGACCGGGACACAACGGAGAAAGAGAAAGAGAAGAUGGUUGAAGAAAAAAAGAAAGCCGAGCUGAUUAGGAGACUGGAGGAGGAGAGACUGAAGGCUUUGGCACAAGUGACAGAAACAGACAAGGCAAAGGAACAGAAGGAUGGUGAUAUGAAGGCAGACAUAUUGAGGGUGGAAGAACAAGGGAAGAGAGUUCAAGAAAACAGCCAGAAGCAUAAGACAAAACAGGAGCAAGAGACAAUGAAGUUAAAUAUGGGCAGAGAAAGAAUGGAAGAAGAGAUAAAGAUGAUGGAUGCAGAACAUGAUAAAGCCAAUAUGUCAAGGAGACUGGAAGAGAAGAGUAUGAGUGCUCUGGAAGAAGAAGAAGAGAGGAGGAGGAGGGUAAAGAAGGAAGUUGAGACAGAGAUGGUGAAAGGACAUCCCUCCCCUGCAGAAAAGUUAGAGUCUGAUGAUAAAGUCUUGAGAGAUCCUGCAGAAUGUGAAAAAGAAGGAAAGAAAGGCAGGAAUAAAGGCAAGAAGAUCCUGACGGAGGACAAAGAACCUAUGAUGAAGCCCGAAAAGACAGCACAUGCAAAUUCAGAGAAUGUUCUCCUGAAGUCACCUUUACAAGGAGAUCACCUCUCUCCCAUCGUGGAAAAGGUGACGUCAAAACCUUUGGCACCAUUACAAGACGUGUGCAAGCAUCAGCUAGAUGAUGGUUCUAAUGCAGCAAUGGAUGCGGAAUGCAUGAGGAAGCAAAAGAAAAAGGCAAAAGACACAAGAAAAAGAAACAUACAGGCUGAAAAAAGGAAAUACAACGAGGUAAAAAGAUUGGAAAUGGACCGGGACACAACGGAGAAAGAGAAAGAGAAGAUGGUUGAAGAAAAAAAGAAAGCCGAGCUGAUUAGGAGACUGGAGGAGGAGAGACUGAAGGCUUUGGCACAAGUGAAAGAAACGUUGAAAGCAAAAAAAGCUAUUCGAAUGUAAACACUAUCGGAAGGGCCAUCUUCCGAAUAAGAUAAUCAGAGACCUAAGACAAAUGUCAUCAUUCCAGAUACUCACAGUAUUGUAUUUGAUCUUCUUUCACUAUUUUUGACAAUUUGCCUUGAAGACACCCCACACUCCUAUAAUGAAAUAAACAAAAAAUAAAGUAUGUUUGGGCAAAAA